Trichoplusia ni (cabbage looper) is the source of this 1907-nucleotide messenger RNA. RefSeq names its product RNA-binding protein 39 (gene Caper). Gene Ontology annotation, molecular function: RNA binding. The transcript has 8 exons. Lineage: Eukaryota; Metazoa; Arthropoda; Insecta; Lepidoptera; Noctuidae. The coding region runs from base 133 to 1803 and encodes 556 amino acids. The record is from RefSeq and is a predicted model, not a curated record. Gene Ontology annotation, biological process: mRNA processing. Gene Ontology annotation, cellular component: nucleus.
ACCAAUUGCGAAUUGACGAACUUGGUUCAGUCAGUUCGUGUUGCAUUGCAUAGCCUUAAAAUUACGAAAUUUGGUAUUCUACAAUAGUUGUGCUAGUAUUUUUAUAUCCGUAUUUCUAAAACAUCCAUCAGAAUGGCUGAAGAUCUAGAUGUAGAAGCUAUGUUGGAAGCGCCCUAUAACAAAUCGGAUAACACUUCCUCUUCAAAGCAUCGUUCGGACAAGUAUUCUGAUAAGCACAAAGAAAAGGAUAGAGAUGGAAGCAGAAGACGUAGCCGCUCAAGAGAUAGAAGAAGAUCGAAAGAUAGAGAUAGUAGACGAUCGCGAGAUAGAGAUGACAGAAAAGAUAAAGAUAGAGAGAGAGACAAAGACCGUAAAGAACGUGAUCGCGAUCGCGACCGUGGCGAUCGCGAUCGGGACCGAGAGCGCGGUGAUCGUGAUCGGGAACGUGAACGAGGUGCCGAUCGCGACCGCGAGCGUGAUAAGGAUGUAAGGGAGAAGGAUCGUUCCCACAGAGACAAAGAUCGCGAAAAGGACAAAGAACGCGAACGUGACAAAGAUAAGCGCAGAAGUAGAGAUAAAGAACGUAGUCGCGAACGCGACCGCAGUAGUCGUGACCGCACAUCUAACAGCAAAAAAGAAAAGAGUAUUGAAAGGGACCCAGCAAAAGAAUACCGCUCAAAAUCUAGAGGCCUUGAACCUAAAUUAGAUGAUCUACCUCCAGAAGAAAGAGAUCUGCGCACUGUUUUCUGUAUGCAGCUAUCUCAACGAAUUCGAGCUAAAGAUCUCGAAGAAUUUUUCUCAUCGGUUGGUAAAGUUAGGGAUGUAAGACUAAUUACUUGUAAUAAAACUAGAAGAUUUAAAGGCAUAGCAUAUAUUGAGUUUAAAGAUGCCGAAUCUGUACCAUUGGCUUUAGGUUUAACUGGACAAAAACUACUUGGCGUUCCUAUUAUUGUACAACAUACACAAGCUGAAAAAAAUCGGGUAGGCAAUACCUUGCCUAACUUAGCACCAAAAACCAGUAACGGACCGACAAGACUAUAUGUUGGUUCAUUGCAUUUUAACAUUACAGAAGACAUGCUACGCGGCAUAUUUGAACCUUUCGGGAAAAUUGAUCAUAUUCAACUUAUGACUGACCCUGAAACAGGAAAAAGCAAAGGUUAUGGGUUUUUAACGUUCCAUCAUGCUGCAGAUGCAAAGAAAGCUAUGGAACAACUGAAUGGUUUUGAGUUAGCGGGUCGGCCGAUGAAAGUUGGCAAUGUGACAGAACGCACAGACGGAGGGUCCAGCACAAGGUUUGACGCUGAUGAGCUUGAUCGCGCUGGUAUUGAUUUGGGCGCUACUGGGAGAUUACAGUUAAUGUUCAAACUUGCUGAGGGAACAGGAUUACAGAUCCCUCCUGCUGCAGCAUCAGUAUUGAUGGGGGCUGGAUCAGCACUAGUAACUCCUCAACCGCAAGUGGCCCCACCUAUCGCAACACAAUGCUUCAUGCUGAAUAAUAUGUUUGAUCCGGCCUCGGAAACUAAUCCAAGCUGGGACAUUGAAAUAAGAGACGAUGUUAUAAGCGAAUGUAAUAAACAUGGAGGUGUACUGCAUGUUUAUGUGGACAAAGCUUCUCCACAAGGAAAUGUUUACUGUAAAUGUCCAACGAUAGCGACCGCGGUAGCUUCAGUAAACACAUUACACGGGCGGUGGUUUGCUGGUCGCGUCAUAACUGCGGCUUACGUACCGCUUGUUAACUAUCAUUCACUGUUUCCCGAUGCUAUGACAGCGCUCACUCUACUGUUGCCGACCCGACAACGAUAAACUACAGUAAUAAGCAUUUAUUUUAAUAGUUUUGGUCUUGAUUGUAUACUGAUUAUAUCUAGUGAUGACCUAAUUCUAGGUAAUAAAAGUUAUUUCGUAAAUUA